GUGGAUGCCGACGAUGUCAUCACCAAGGAGGAGCAGAUCUUCCUCCUGCUGAAGGCCAAGGCCAAGUGCGAGCGCCACCUGAAAGCCAAGGUGCCCAAGGUGCACGGCCACGCUUAUCGCCGGUGUGACCUGAACGGGAGCUGGGAGCUGGUCCCGGGCAACAACCGCACCUGGGCCAACUACAGCGAGUGCGCCAAGUUCCUCACCAACGAGACGAGGGAAAGGGUGGGCUGUAAAGUAGCUGUCACCUUCUUCCUCUACUUCCUGGCUACCAAUUACUACUGGAUCCUGGUGGAAGGGCUCUAUCUCCACAGCCUCAUCUUCAUGGCAUUUUUCUCGGAGAAGAAAUAUCUCUGGGGAUUCACAUUAUUUGGCUGGGGACUCCCUGCUGUGUUUGUCACAGUGUGGGCCAGCGUCAGAGCCACUCUGGCCGACACAGAGUGUUGGGACUUGAGUGCUGGCAAUUUGAAGUGGAUUAUUCAGGUGCCCAUCCUGGCAGCUAUCGUGGUAAAUUUUAUUCUCUUUAUCAAUAUUAUCAGAGUCCUCGCCACCAAGCUCCGAGAGACGAAUGCAGGGAGGUGCGACUCGAGACAACAGUACAGGAAGCUGCUGAAAUCUACCCUCGUCCUUAUGCCUCUGUUUGGCGUUCACUAUAUUGUUUUCAUGGCUAUGCCAUACACAGACGUGUCAGGGAUUCUUUGGCAAGUUCAAAUGCACUAUGAAAUGCUGUUCAACUCUUUCCAGGUCCAAGCAGAAAUAAAGAAGUCAUGGAGCAGGUGGACUUUAGCACUUGACUUUAAAAGGAAAGCCCGGAGUGGGAGCACAACCUACAGUUAUGGACCAAUGGUUUCCCACACCAGCAUCACAAACGUAGCCACCCGAGGGGCGCUCGCCCUCCACCUCAACACGAGACUUAUUCCAGGGACCCUCAACGGCCACAGGAAUCUGCCAGGUUAUGUGAAAAACGGCUCCAUUUCAGAGAAUUCCAUGCCUUCCUCCGGCCCCGAGCAGUACAACAAGGAUGAGGAAUACCUGAACGGCUCCGGGCUCUACGACGGAGACAGACCCACGGUCCUGGUGGAAGAGGAGAGAGAGACAGUGAUGUAAAGACAGGAGGAGGAAAGGAAAAAUUCGGCCAAAGGAUGGGGGAAAAAAAAAAAAAAUGGUUCCUGGAGAGCGUUUAGUGGGAAAAGACCAUCAGGCCAUGCAGCGGAUUCCGAGCGUUUCCAUGCAGCUCCUCUGUUCUGUGGAAUGAGAGAUUAAGUUAUUUGGGGAAACAAAAAAAAAAAACAACAAAAAACCAAAAAGUGAGCCACCAGCGUGGCCAGUGGGCGAUGCCAUCCGUGAAUUCCGUGACCCACGUUCUCCUGGUGACAACAGAGCUCUCCAGACCUGCUGGACACCAGAGACCUGCGUGGUCCUCGGGUCCCUCGGGGAGCGUGGGCGGCCGAGGAGGACGGGAGCGUCCCCCAGGAAAGCAGGAGGCGUGCAGGGAGGGUGCAGGGCCAUGGUCCUGGGAGGGGACAAGCCAGCCUGGGGGGGCAGCGGCUUGGGUUUGGUUUGUUCUCUGCCUGUGGAUCUGCCUGGUGACACACACGGGGCUGGGAAAGGCCCCGCCAUCCGUCGGUCGAAGGUUGCGUUGGGUACAGCCAUGCCCAUGUUCUUCUUCCCUUGGGAAUUCUCGCUCUUUGGAAAAUGCUCCUCUGGGGUGGGGAGGGUUAACAGCUCAUGGAGAUAGCCAGGGAUUGUCCUCUCCUUUCCCCAAGUCCUGGGGACAAGGCAGGAACUGAUACAAUUUUAGGGUUGGAUGUGGGAGCCGGUACAAUUUUAGGGUCGGAUGUGGUUGUCGGAAUGUGCGGCAUUCCCGCUCUUCCAGAGGGGCAGGUGGAGAGGGAACCACCAAGGGCACGGAAUUUGCACAUCCCAGAGGGGUGAUUGUGGCCAAAAUCAGCUCCCAGGGGGGAUAACUCGGCCCUGCCUUUUUGUGGGUGCUCCUGGAAAGCAGCUUCCAUCCUUUCCUAAAACCCGGGAUUGCUCCUCGCUCUGCUCUCUGAAUGUCCUGUCCGUGGAAUUCUGGAAUGGUUUGGGUUGGAUGGAAGCUUAAAGGUCACCUUGUUCCACCCCCUGCCAUGGCAGGGACA
Zonotrichia albicollis (white-throated sparrow) is the source of this 2141-nucleotide messenger RNA. NCBI's taxonomy places the organism in Eukaryota, Metazoa, Chordata, Aves, Passeriformes, Passerellidae. The record is from RefSeq and is a predicted model, not a curated record.